AUGGGCGAGCCAAAAACACAGCUACUGCUACUUACAUUACCUCCAAAAGUCCUACAAAACGUAAUAAAAUUUCUACCCCAACAAUCAUUAAUAAACCUCGCAACAACAAAUUAUGAGCUUUAUCACCCAUGUCUUAUUCAAUUAUAUUCAAAAAUUGUUAUUUCACAAUAUGCACCAUUGCGAUUAAAAGAAACUAGAUCUGACCAUCGACGAGAAGUUGAUUUCCAGGAUAGUUCACGCCUGGUGAUUUAUGGCUUUGAAAAUAGUCUCAAGGAAGAUUUAAACAUGAAAAUGAUUUAUGCAAGAGUGCUAGUAUUGAUCCAAGCGUUACAGAUUAAUCCUGACCUUGCUGGAUAUGUGAAGGAAAUACAUGUUUUGGGUGAUGAUUUUACUAAUGAUGUAAUAUCAGCAGUGCAGGAUUUAGCAAACAUGUUGAAUCAGUUGGACACUUUUUACAUUGAUAGUGAAAAGAUCAGAUCAAGGGUGGAUCUUUCACAUUUGAAGUUGAGGACAAUAGUUGCUGAUAAUGUGAAUGAGAUUGAAUAUGGUAUUGAGCGAUUACUUGUGGGUAACAAUCGUAGCAUUGACAAUUUUUCCAGCGUUGCCCAUAAUUUGAGAGAGUUGAUUUUACCGUCCAAGGCGGAAGAGUUUUGGGCAUGGGUCAGAACAAAUGUAUUUUCAAAUAAAGUUUACUUUCUGAAGCUAGAAAAGUUUCGACUCGUAUUUCACCCUUCAGUCUUUAAAGACAACAUCAGCCUAAUCAAACUGAUUCAGUGGAAUAACAUUAAAGAAUUGGAGAUUAUUUGCCCUUUCCCACAAGUGAACAAUGCCGAAGAUUAUAUUUUUGAUUGCUUCGAUGCAAUUCCAGUGCAAUUGCCCAAAUUGAACAAGCUUUCCGUUGUUCAAGGCUCUAUUUUCUCAACCCACGGGAUUAACGAGUCAUACGACUUGACCAUGUUUAAUUUUAUAAACACUUUCAUUGAGACUUUGUCUUAUCUUUCCAUCAAGCAUUGCGUACCUCAAUUGGGGAAUUUUCCCGAUGGAUUUGAGGGCAACUAUCAUCGCCGUUAUGAAUUGUACACCACCAUUUUGCCAAAACUUGUGACGAAAUCAAGCAAGUCGACAUCAAACUUUAUUCUUGAUUUACCAAACUUACUUCACACAUUUACUUGCUAUGAACAAUACAUGAAUACAGUUAUUUGGAAUGGAUGCAAAUGUGAAUACUGUGACAUUUAUUUGGACAAGUUGGACCAUUUUUUGUUCCAACACAAGUACUUUGAUCAGGAUAGUCAUCGGUAUAAAGAUAUGAAUGCUUCACAUUUACUCGCUGCUAUUGCAUCAAAUUUGGAAAAGAGAUUCAUUCCAUCAUCUUCGUUAUUGACUCAAUUGGACCAACUCGCGUUUCCCAUUUGGAAAUGCAUUUGGGAUUUUCACCUGAUUGAAAAUUCAAAGAAAUUGAUAUGUCUCGACAAGCUUACCAUCGAUCAAGGUGAAUAUGACGAAGGGGAUCAACCAGAUGUCGAAGAAGUGGAAAUAUGUGAGCAGAAUAAAAAUUUAUUUUCCCGGAUACCAAAAUCAAUUAGCCACUAUAUAAACGAUGUCAUUCAGGAAAUUCUCAACUUGCAUCGUGGAAAUGCUGAAGCUAGAUUUGAUGAACAAGAUCUACACUUUUUGAAAGAUGGUGGUGACUACGAUGACUUCAAUCACAAAAGCGACUUGAAGAAGGUAUUAAUCAGUGGAUUUGUUUAUAAUAUUGACAAUGAGUUGAAUGGAACUCAUUUUUACGAAAAUGUAUAUGACGAAUGA
Molecule: messenger RNA, 1806 nt
Organism: Lodderomyces orthopsilosis Co 90-125
Lineage: Eukaryota; Fungi; Ascomycota; Pichiomycetes; Serinales; Debaryomycetaceae
Exons: 1
Coding region: 1-1806 (601 amino acids)
Molecular function (GO): protein binding
Source: RefSeq, a predicted model, not a curated record